Molecule: messenger RNA, 4637 nt
Organism: Eubalaena glacialis (North Atlantic right whale)
Lineage: Eukaryota; Metazoa; Chordata; Mammalia; Artiodactyla; Balaenidae
Gene: CD109
Product: CD109 molecule
Exons: 33
Coding region: 88-4410 (1440 amino acids)
Cellular component (GO): extracellular region
Molecular function (GO): endopeptidase inhibitor activity
Source: RefSeq, a predicted model, not a curated record
GAGAUCCGGGAGGAGGUGGAAGGCCACACCCCGCGCUGCCCGCGAAUUUCCUCCGGAGCCCGCGGUCGCCGGGCAGACGCCGCCGAGAUGCGGGGCCCGCGGCUCGGGACCGCCGCCCGCCUCUUCUGCGUGUGGAGCGCGGCGCUGGCCGCCGCCCCCGGGCCCAGGUUUCUGGUGACAGCCCCUGGGAUCAUCAGGCCGGGAGGAAAUGUGACCAUUGGGGUGGAGCUUCUGGAACACAGCCCCUCACAGGUCACUGUGAAGGCGGAGCUGGUCAAGAUAGCAGGGAACCUUGCCGUCUCUGUCCUGGAAGCAGAAGGAGUCUUUGAAAAAGGCUCUUUCAAGACACUUAUUCUUCCAUCACUACCUCUGAACAGUGGUGAUGAGAUUUAUGAGCUCCGUGUCACUGGACGUGCCCAGGAUGAGAUUUUAUUCUCGAAUAGUACGCGCUUAUCAUUUGAGACCAAGAGAAUGACUGUCUUCAUUCAAACAGACAAGCCCCUGUAUAAACCAAAGCAAGAAGUGAAGUUUCGUGUUGUUACACUCUUCUCAGAUUUUAAGCCUUACAAAACCUCUUUAAACAUUCUAAUUAAGGAUCCCAAGUCAAAUUUGAUCCAACAGUGGUUGUCAGAACAAAGUGAUCUUGGAGUCGUUUCCAAAACUUUCCAAUUAUCUUCCCAUCCAAUACUUGGUGACUGGUCCAUCCAAGUUCAAGUGAAUGACCAGACAUAUUAUCAGUCAUUUCAGGUUUCAGAAUAUGUAUUACCAAAAUUUGAAGUCACUUUGCAGACACCAUUAUACUGUUCUUUAAAUUCUGUGAGUUUAAAUGGUACCGUCACAGCAAAGUAUACAUAUGGGAAGCCAGUGAAAGGAGACCUAACACUUACAUUUUUACCUUUAUCCUUUUGGGGUGUGAAGAAAAAUAUUACAAAAACAUUUAAGAUAAAUGGAUCUGCAAACUUCUCUUUUCACGAUGAAGAGAUGAAAAAGGUAAUGGAUUUUUCGGAUGGCCUUUCUGAACACGUGAAUCUGUCUUCUCCUGGGCCGGUAGAAAUUUUAGCCACAGUGACAGAAUCACUUACAGGUAUCUCAAGAAAUGCAAGCUCCAAUGUAUUUUUCAAGCAACACGAUUACAUCAUUGAAAUUUUUGAUUAUGCUACUGUCUUAAAGCCAUCUCUCAACUUCACAGCCACUGUGAAGGUAACCCGUUCUGAUGGCAAUCAACUGACUCCUGAAGAAAGAAGAAAUAAUGUAGUCAUAAUGGUGACACAGAGAAACUAUACCGAGUACUGGAGUAGAUGGGAUGGUAGAAAUCAGCAAAUAGGGGCUGUCCAGAUCGUAAAUCAUACUGUCCCCCCAAAUGGGAUCUUCAAGAUUGAAUUCCCAAUCCUGGACGAUUCCAGCGAGCUACAGUUGAAGGCCUCUUUUCUUGAUACUGUGAGUAGCAUGGGAGUUCAUGAUAUGUUUAAGUCUCCUAGUAAAACGUACAUCCAGCUAAAAACAAGAGAUGAAAAUAUAAAGGUGGGAUCACCUUUUGAGUUGGUGCUUAGUGGCAACAAGCAGUUGAAGGAGUUUAGCUAUAUGGUAGUGUCCAGGGGACAGUUAGUGGCUGUAGGCAAGCAAAAUUCAACAACUUUUUCCUUAACACCAGAAAAUUCUUGGGCUCCAAAAGCCUGUAUUAUUGUGUAUUAUAUUGAAGAUGAUGGGGAAAUUAUAAAUGAUGUUCUGAAAGUUCCUGUUCAGCUUGUUUUUAAAAAUAAGAUACAGCUAUUUUGGAGUAAAGCCAAUGCUGAACCCUCUGAGAGAGUCUCUCUUAAGAUCUCUGUGACACAGCCAGACUCAAUAGUUGGGAUUGUAGCUGUCGACAAAAGUGUGAAUCUGAUGAAUGUCUCAAACGAUAUUACAAUGGAAAAUGUGGUCCAUGAACUGGAACUUUAUAACACAGGAUAUUAUUUAGGCAUGUUCAUGAAUUCUUUUGCAGUCUUUCAGGAGUGUGGCCUCUGGGUGUUGACAGAUGCAAACCUUGUGAAGGAUUUCAUUGAUGUUUAUGACCGUAUAGCGUUUUUGGAGGAAAAUGAAGGAUACUUGGUAGAUUUUCAUGACUUUUCUUUGGGUAGCAGUCCACGUGUCAGAAAGCAUUUUCCAGAGACUUGGAUUUGGCUAGACACCAGCAUGGGUUCCAGGACUUCCCAAGAAUUUGAAGUUACUGUACCUGAUUCUAUCACUUCUUGGGUUGCAACUGCUUUUGUGAUCUCUGAGGAUUUAGGUCUUGGACUCACAACUGCUCCAGUGGAGCUCCAAUCCUUCCAACCGUUUUUCAUUUUUUUGAAUCUUCCCUACUCUGUUAUCAGAGGUGAAGAAUUUGCUUUGGAAGUAACCAUAUUCAAUUAUUUGAAAGAUGCCACUGAGGUUAAGGUAAUCAUUGAGAAAAGUGACGCGUUUGAUAUUCUAAUGGCUUCGAAUGAAAUAAAUGCCACAGGACACCAGCAGGCGGUUCUGGUUCCCAGUGAGGAUGGGGCAACUGUUCUUUUCCCGGUCAGGCCAACACAUCUGGGGGAAAUGCCCAUCACAGUCACAGCUGUUUCACCUGCUGCUUCCGAUGCUGUCACCCAGAGGAUUUUAGUGAAGGCUGAAGGAAUAGAAAAAUCAUAUUCACAAUCCAUCUUAUUAGACUUGACUGACAGCAAGCUACAAACUACCCUGGAAACUUUGAGUUUCUCCUUUCCUCCUCAUAUAGUGAGUGGUAGUGAGAGAGUUCAGAUCACUGCAAUUGGAGAUAUUCUUGGUUCUUCCAUCAGUGGCUUAGCCUCACUGAUUCGAAUGCCUUAUGGCUGUGGCGAACAGAACAUGAUAAAUUUUGCUCCAAAUAUUUACGUUUUGGAUUACCUGACUAAAAAGAAACAACUGACAGAGAAUUUAAAAGAAAAAGCCCUUUCAUUUAUGAGGCAAGGUUACCAGAGAGAACUUCUCUAUCAGAGGGAAGGUGGCUCUUUCAGUGCUUUUGGGAAUGAUGACCCUUCUGGGAGCACUUGGUUGUCAGCUUUUGUUUUAAGAUGUUUCCUUGAAGCUGAUCCUUACAUAGAUAUUGAUCAGAAUGUGUUACACAGAACAUAUACUUGGCUCAAAGGACAUCAAAAAUCCAAUGGUGAAUUUUGGGAGCCAGGAAGAGUGAUCCACAGCGAGCUUCAAGGUGGCAAUAAAAGUCCAGUAACCCUUACGGCUUAUAUUGUGACUUCUCUCCUGGGAUAUAAAAAGUAUCAGCCUAAUAUUGAUGUGCAGGAGUCUAUCAACUUUUUGGAGUCUGAAUUCAAUAGAGGAAUUUCAGACAAUUACACCCUGGCUCUUGUAACUUAUGCGCUGUCAUCUGUGAGAAGCCCUAAAGCCAAGGACGCUUUGAAUAUGCUGACUUGGAGAGCAGAGCAAGAAGGAGGCAUGCAAUUCUGGGUGUCAUCAGUGUCCAGACUUUCUGAAUCCUGGCAACCAAGCUCCCUGGAUAUUGAAGUUGCGGCCUAUGCACUGCUCUCACACUUGCUUCAGCAUCAGAUUUCUGAGGGAAUCCCGAUUAUGAGGUGGCUAAGCAGGCAGAGAAAUAGCUUGGGAGGUUUUGCAUCUACCCAGGACACCAUUGUGGCCUUGAAGGCCCUGUCUGAGUUUGCAGCCCUAAUGAACACAGAAGAGACAAAUAUCCAAGUGACCGUGGUGGGGUCCGGUUCACUGAGUCCUGUGAAGUUUGUGAUUAGCACACAGAACCGCUUUCUCCUCCAGACGGCUGAGCUUGCUGUGGUACAGCCAACUGCAGUUAAUAUUUCUGCAAGCGGUUUUGGAUUUGCUAUUUGUCAGCUUAAUGUUAUCUAUAAUGUGAAAGAUUCCAGAUCUUCCAUAAUCCAAAGAUCUAUCCAAGAUCAAGAAGCCUUUGAUUUAGACAUUGCUGUAAAAGAUGAUAAAGAUGAUAUCAAUCACUUGAAUUUGAAUGUGUGCACAAGGUUUCUGGGCCCAGCUAGAAGUGGCAUGGCCCUUAUGGAAAUUAACCUCCUCAGUGGUUUUACCGUGUCCUCAGAUGCCAUUUCCCUGAGUGAGACCGUGAAAAAAGUAGAACACGACCAUGGAAAACUCCACCUCUACUUAGACUCUGUAAAUGAAACCCAGUUUUGUGUUGAUAUUCCUUCUGUGAGAAACUUUAGAGUGUCAAAUACACAAGAUGCUUCAGUGUCCAUAAUGGAUUACUAUGAACCAAGGCGGCAAGCGGUGAGAAGCUACAACUCCAGAGCACAGCUGUCCUCCUGUGACCUCUGCGGGGACGCACACACCUGCGGCCCCUGUGACAGCGCGGUCUCGGCCUCCCUUCCUCACCCUAACGCCUGCCUCCUUGUCUGCUUCACGCUUCUGUUCUCUUUGCCGUGUUGGCUAUGAUUUAUGUUUUUAAAGACUCCGUGUAACACUUUCAUUUCCAGAAGUCACGUGUGACUGUCUUGUUUUCAUAAGCAAAUAUCACCUCUAUUUUGAAAAUCAAUGUUUUUCUUUUUAUGGGAUGGGAUGGGGGUGUACAACCGGUCCUUGUAGGUGUAGCUGCAUAGAUUUCUUCCCCUGACUUCUGUGUGGAACAAAAAAUCAGAAUUCUUGCAGCUGUAUUCUUUUAU